AUGACACCACCAGUGAACCAUGAUCGUCGACCAAAUUUGCCUUCUGCUGUGUCCUCUCCUCCACCACCACCGGUUCCCGCAAGCGCAGCUACGAAUGUCGUGAGAAGCGCUGCUAUUCCGCAGCCUACCGAUUCGAGCUAUCCUACGCCUAGUCAUGCUCAGCCGCCAUCGGUUUCUUUGCUAGCAGCAGUACAAAAAUGCCCUCGGCAUGAAGAAGCAUCGGUCGACCUGAUCCAGUUCUACAUCCUUCAAGCUCACGUCCUUCAGCAAGUCCAGCCGGCUUUGGGAGCAGACAGCCUUUCCAUGUGCGCUGCGUGCUUUUCAACCUACAUUGCUCCAUAUCCGAAUCUUGCGAGUAAUUUUCAGCUUCGCAAGAGGACCGAAUCACACCCAGAUGCACCACAAGCCAGCUUCGAGAAGUUGACUUGCCAUUUUGCCUUACCCACUGUGCGACAGAUCUUCUACCAGCAGUGUGUACCCAGUGGCACAGUGGUGCCUCUCCUUCAAUUCGAACAGUUCGCCGGUACUUUGCCGACCUGCAAAGGGACCCUCGUAGAGCAACCUGUCGAGUACUACGAAUCGAACAGAGGCGAUGGAUUUGGGUGUUGUAAGACAUGCUUUGAGUUGUUCAUCCGCAGCACCGCGUUCGAGCGAGGCCUGGUACUGAAGAGCCCAGACAGCGGUUGGCUUUGUGACAUUGGGGCUCGGGGAUACCUCUUUCGCGCGCUGAUUGCCGAUCUGGAAGAUCAACGACCCGACUUUGAUCGCUUUUCAUCCAAGUCGAAGCAAAGAACCGCUCUUCCGUUCUGCCUGGGGAAGGGAAACCGGAUUGUCCCAGAAGGUUCCGACGGCCCUCAUUUCACAUUUGAACCUGUGGGAGGCAAGUCGGGCGUCUUGUGUCAGGCUUGCUACUGGGACAAAGUUCACGGAACGAGCAUGGAGCCUUUUUUCAAUGUCUACACCGAAAUCGAACUGCAAUAUUAUGAUACUGCAACAUGCGAUUUAGCAGGGAUCGUCGAGACAUUCGCCAUGGAAGCCGCAAUUCGAGCCGGAGAUGAUGAGGUCUGGCGACGUUGCCUCGUCGGGCGUGCGACUCUGCCCGCAUGUAAAGGUGUCGAAGGCGUCGAAGAAGAAACACUUGAAGGGCAAGACGAGACAAACAAGUGGUACUGCUUUACCGAGUACCCCUCGAUUGAGGUUUGCCCAUUCUGCUAUUGCGCCACCGUCGAGAUCCUUGGAGCAGGCCAUCUCUUCUCACCUAUAACGAGGCCUCUGCGCCCCGGAGUCCUCCGCAUGUGCUUCCUGGCACAAGCUCAAGAUCUAGAUGCAGACGUGUCAGAUGCGAGCAACUUUGAAAACACGCUCGUGUGGCGUGGAACUAUGCUACGAAACUGGCUGCAUCACGGUUACAGCUGCCAUGGCAACUUCUAUGGCCUAAAGCAUGUGGCAAAGGCCAUUGCAUCUUGGCCUCCGCCUUGCAAUGCUGGUUUGCACGCAUUGAAGCCUGUUAAUAAGCGGAAGUGGUAUGGAAACAAGUUCUAUGCCGUGGGCGAUGAAAAUAUGACUGGAAUUCGGUUGUGUGAAGAGUGCUUUGAACAUUAUGUCAAGGACACACUGUUGGAGUCGUUUGUCGGCGAGGACUUGACGGACCAAGUGUACGCAUCGCUCCCAGACGGCUGCAGAUGCUGUACGCAAACCAGACGAGCAAGAGACGAGCUCAGCUCUGCAUGCCAGAAAGGCGACUUCCUCCAGUUUUCAAAGUACUGGGCCGCAAGAACAGACUGUCGAGAACGCCACGAAGCCAUGAACGAGCAAUGUAACCGGCAGGCAGCAAAGCAGAAACAAGCGUUGGAUGUGCUGAAUAUGCAGAACCAGAUGGCCUCCAUUCAGCUGAUGCAAGGGCUGACAGCCAACACGAAUGCAAUCAUCAUGGGCAUUGGCGGAUCCGUAGCGGAGGCUGCAUCCCCUGAUUACGGGCAGAGAUAUUGCAACGCGGCGGUGGGCAACGGAUACUUGACGGGAGCUGGUGCGAAUGCUGCACAAGCUCGCAUUGAUGCAGCGGCGACAAUGUCAAAGGGAAUCAGUGUGGCCGACUUCCACUCUGCAGGUGAUACUUGGCAGGACACCCAGCAACUACUCUUGCUGUCUAAGGCCUUGCAAGCGGAGUGGGAUGCUAUUAAAUGA
Messenger RNA from Ilyonectria robusta, 2184 nucleotides. RefSeq lists its product as uncharacterized. Lineage: Eukaryota; Fungi; Ascomycota; Sordariomycetes; Hypocreales; Nectriaceae. The transcript has a single exon. The coding region runs from base 1 to 2184 and encodes 727 amino acids. The record is from RefSeq and is a predicted model, not a curated record.